CGGUCAACUCCUCCAUCUUCAUCAAUUAUUACCUUAUUCCUUGUCUUACGAGGACAGCAACAAAAUUGUUGGAUGGUUUCAUUUGCGUACAGUAAGAAUUUUGAUAAAAAUUUGUUGUUUGUCUUCUUUCGUUUGUUUUUUAGAUUUUUGGGAUUACUUUUUUGGUCUUCAGCUGCUGCCAGCUCGUUCGACUUUCUACUCCCUUUUCUCGUUUUUUUUCUUUUUUUUAGAAAUAAAUAAAAUAAAACUCACCUUCUAUUUUUAUCGCGUCUCUGUUUGCCCUUUUGCCCCUUUUCGCGAGAUCCCAUGAUUCGAGGUUUAUGUACGAAUCGGGGGUUUUGAUUUUCGAUUUGUUGGGCAAAUUUUGUUGUGGGGAUUACGAUUUCUGGAAGCAACGAGUUCUUCGUGUUGGGUUUUCAUUUCAGGUAAUCGGUUUCCAUGGCUGGCAAUGGGAACUUGGACGGGAACUCCGACAACGGCGGCCCGCCGGAGGACAGCUACCAUUUCGAAAGGCUUCGAAUCGAGCCGAUUUACGACUCGUUUAUAUGCCCAUUGACGAAGCAAGUGAUGCGGGAUCCUGUUUCAUUAGAAAAUGGGCAGACAUUCGAACGAGAGGCAAUCGAGAAAUGGUUCCGGGAGUGCCGGGAGAGCGGCAGGCGCGUCGUCUGCCCGAUGACGUUGAGGGAGUUGAGAAGUACGGAGCUGAACCCGAGCAUUGCUCUCCGGAACACGAUCGAAGAAUGGCACGCAAGGAACGAAGCAGCGCAGCUCGAUAUGGCUCGGAGAUCGUUAUCUGUAGGAUGCGCCGAGAACGACACGGUGCAGUCCUUGAAGUUUGUUCAGCAUCUCUGCCUCAAGAACAAGUCGAAUAAGCAUGUGAUUCGCAAUGCAGAGCUGAUGCCUAUGAUCGUCGAUGUGCUGAGGAGUAGCAGCCGGAAAGUGCGUUGUAUGGCUCUCGAGACGCUCCGUUUUGUCGUGGAGGACGACUCCGAUAAUAAGGAAAUUAUGGCGGAAGGGGACACCGUUCGGACGAUAGUGAAGUUCUUGUCUCACGAGCAGUCGAAAGAGAGGGAAGAGGCGGUUUCGUUGCUGUAUGAGCUCUCGAAGUCGGAAAAGCUCUGCGAAAAGAUCGGUUCUAUCAAUGGCGCCAUUCUCAUUUUCGUAGGAAUGGCGAGCAGCAACUCGGAGAACCUUUUAACCGUCGAAAAAGCCGUCCAAACCCUCGAAAAUCUGGCGCAGUGCGAAAACAACGUACGACAAAUGGCCGAAUGCGGCAGAUUGCAGCCUCUUCUCCGACUACUGCUCGAAGGAUCUCAAGAGACGAAGCUGUCCAUGGCUGCGACGCUUGGCGGGCUGGUUUUAAACAGCGACGUGAAAGUUUUCGUGGCGAAAUCUGCCGGCGUUUCCCUCAUCAAUCUCAUGAAGAGCAACGACAUGAAAUCCCGGGAGCCGGCACUUAAAGCUCUUAACCAAAUCUCGUCGGACGAGGCGAGCGCGAAGGUUUUGAUCGAGGCGGGGAUCCUUCCCCCUCUAGUGAAGGAUCUGUUCACCGUCGGGACGAAACAGCUCACAAUGCAGCUGAAAGAAGUCGCGGCUACGAUCCUCGCCAACGUUGUUAACUCCGGCCACGACUUCGAUUUGAUUCCAGUCGGAUCCGACCACCAAACGCUCGUCUCCGAGGAGAUCAUCCACAACCUUCUGCAUCUAAUCAGCAACACCGGCCCGUCGAUAGAGUGCAAGCUCAUCCAAGUCCUCGUCGGGCUCACGGGUUCCCCUUCCACCGUAUCUAGUGUCGUCUCGGCAAUCAGAAGCUCCGGCGCUACCAUCAGUUUGGUUCAGUUCAUCGAGGCGCCGCAGAGGGAUCUGCGGCUGGCUUCGAUAAAGCUUCUCCAAAACCUCGCGCCUCACAUGGGACAGGAACUCGCCGGCUGCCUGCGCGGCGCAUCGGGCCAGCUCGGAAGCUUAAUAAAGGUGAUCUCCGAAAACGGUGGAAUAUCCGAGGAGCAAGCUUCCGCAGUCGGGCUGUUGGCUGAUCUUCCGGAGAGGGACGCCGGCCUGACUCGGCAGCUGCUGGAGGAAGGAGCCUUCCAGAUGUUUAUUUCCCGAAUAGUUCGAAUCCGGCAAGGCGAGACGAGAGGCAGCCGUUUCAUGACGCCGUAUUUAGAAGGGCUCGUGAAGGUGCUCGCGAGAGUCACCUUCGCGGACCUCUCCGGCGGCGGCACCGCCCUCGACCUCUGCCGGCAGCACAACCUCGCGGCGCUAUUCAUCCAUCUCCUGCAGGCGAAUGGGCUGGACAAUGUACAGAUGGUAUCCGCCAUGGCGCUGGAGAAUCUAUCUCAGGAAUCGAAGAAUCUGACGAGGCUGCCGGAGAUUCCUCCGGCCGGAUUCUGCGCCGCCAUUUUUCCCUGCUUAAGCAAGCCUCCGGUCAUAAGCGGCCUGUGCAAGGUCCACCAGGGGACGUGCUCCCUGAAGGAAACGUUCUGUCUCCUGGAAGGGCACGCCGUCGAUCGAUUGGUCGCCCUUUUGGACCACAACAACGAGGCGGUGGUGGAAGCCGCCCUGGCGGCGCUGUCGACGCUACUGGACGACGGCGUGGACGUCGACGAAGGCGUUCUGGCAUUGCACGAUGCAGAAGGUAUCCGACCGAUCCUCGACGUGCUACUGGAGAAGCGUACCGAUAGCUUGCGGAGGAGGGCCGUGUGGACAGUAGAAAGGCUUUUGAGAAACCCCGACAUCGCCAUUGAGGUUUCCAGCGACCCGAGCAUCAGCACGGCGCUCGUCGAUUCUUUCCAACACGGCGAUUAUAUUACACGACAGAUUGCCGAGCGGGCUUUGAGACAUGUUGAUAAAAUCCCCAAUUUCUCUGGUAUCUUUCCGAAUAUAGGAUGAUUUGCUACAUUCGUACAGUAAUCUGUAAUGUCUUUUUCUUCUUGUUGUCUUCUCCUGGAGCUGUAGAUACGUACAAUAUGUAUACGUAUAUUCAAUUUGUUAUUGGGCCUGGGUAUUUUUUUA
Andrographis paniculata is the source of this 3012-nucleotide messenger RNA. Its product is annotated as U-box domain-containing protein 44-like. The coding region runs from base 439 to 2889 and encodes 816 amino acids. The record is from RefSeq and is a predicted model, not a curated record. The transcript is spliced from 4 exons. NCBI's taxonomy places the organism in Eukaryota, Viridiplantae, Streptophyta, Magnoliopsida, Lamiales, Acanthaceae. Gene Ontology annotation, biological process: protein ubiquitination. Gene Ontology annotation, molecular function: ubiquitin-protein transferase activity; protein binding.